CAGGCCGGCAGUUCCCUGUCAAUUACAGCCGGUGAAGGGAAUGACCUCUGGCAUCCAGGCGGCUGGCUGGAGCAUCUGUGUCUCAGAGCUGAAGGGGGGGGGGGCGGAGAGAGAGAAGAGAGAAUGCCGAGGAAAAAGGAAGGGAAGGCAAUCUGGAACCCAUAAGCUCCCUUGAUGUUUGCAUUAUUGUGCACGGUUGUAUUGGUCUGCACACAGUCCCUCCCCUCAAACUCCCUACCCUAUCCGUAAAGGGCUUUAAGAGACUUUUAGCAAUGUCCCUCCUCUCUUUAAGCCCUAAAGGAGGGGGGAAAGGAAGGUGAAUAAGCAGAUCACUGAAGGUUGGAGCAACAAAAAAAAUCAUUUGAAGCCUUCCAAAUAUCAGCUCUUUGGGGAUCCCCGUCCUGGAGUUUGCUCAACCUGAUUGGCUUUACAUGCACUGUGGCCUGCUAGGUCCAGCUCCUCAUCCUGGGCACGGAAAGGAAAGGGAGGCCGACUUGGAGAAGAUGAAAGAGGAAAGCAUGUGUCCAGACUCACCGGAGGGCAGCCUGGGAACCAGUGAGGAGGAAAGUGAGAAGAUGCCCAAGAAAAGUCUUCGGAAGAGGAGCCAGCUGGGUAAACCCUUGACUUCAGCCCCGCCAGAGUACAGCAGCAGCCCUUUGCCACAGGGGAAGCGCAGCAAGCGCAGUCCCGUGUCCCAGACUUUUGAGGACAUGCACACGCAGCGGGUGAUCGCCAAUGUGCGGGAGCGUCAGCGCACCCAGUCGCUCAACGACGCCUUCGCUGAGCUGCGCAAGAUCAUCCCCACCCUGCCUUCGGACAAACUCAGCAAGAUCCAGACCCUCAAGCUGGCUGCCCGUUACAUUGACUUCCUCUACCAGGUCCUGCAGAGUGACGAGCUUGACCACAAGAUCUCCAGUUGCAACUACCUGGCCCAUGAGAGGCUCAGCUACGCCUUCUCUGUUUGGAGGAUGGAAGGGGCCUGGUCCAUGUCAGCAUCCCACUGAGGUCCAACAGCAGGCAUUCUCAGGAAGAAAGCUGGCGAGCCCCAUGCUUUUGCCUUUCCCAAGACACACUUAUUCAGAAAGUCAGGGCCUGGACAUUCAUGCUGCUUCAUCGCACUCAAGAUACGAUCGGCCCUGCCAUCUUGGGGUGGGGUGGGGAGACUGGGAAAGGAAAGCCUAAUGUGGAUCCAGGAUUGAGAUGGCAGAUUUUUCAUAUUUGCCUUGGGAUGAACUGGGCACCAGAUGAGGCAGUGGCCUGAAGCUUGGCUCAUAAUAAGUGGAUCUCGACAGGUCUAAUGUAGAACUCUUUGAAGAGCUAAUUUAUUUUUGAAUUUGCAGGUUAAGAAUCCCUUUCUUCUUAUUAGACCCUCUUGCCUGACAUUCACAUUUCCUACAUAUUUGGCAGUAGCCUCCCAUUUUCCCAAUGAUAGUUCUCUUCACAUCGAUGGCUCUCUUCCUUUUUUUUAUGGGACUGUACAGAGACUGCUGCUUUGCCAAAACCAUACUAAUACUCUAAACCAGACAUGUCAAACACAAGGCCCGGGGGCCAGAUGCGGCCCACGAAGUGGUUUCAUGUGGCCCGCGAAGCCAUCCUGGAAACAGUGAGGGAACGGCCCCCACUGCCUUG
This is a messenger RNA of Crotalus tigris (Tiger rattlesnake), 1629 nucleotides long. It is a transcript of the gene TWIST2, whose product is annotated as twist family bHLH transcription factor 2. Lineage: Eukaryota; Metazoa; Chordata; Lepidosauria; Squamata; Viperidae. The transcript is spliced from 2 exons. Gene Ontology annotation, molecular function: protein dimerization activity; DNA-binding transcription factor activity, RNA polymerase II-specific; RNA polymerase II transcription regulatory region sequence-specific DNA binding. Bases 432 to 1004 code for a protein of 190 amino acids. Gene Ontology annotation, biological process: developmental process; regulation of transcription by RNA polymerase II. The record is from RefSeq and is a predicted model, not a curated record.